Messenger RNA from Staurois parvus, 492 nucleotides. The record is from the annotation of a GenBank genome assembly. Lineage: Eukaryota; Metazoa; Chordata; Amphibia; Anura; Ranidae.
CUUUUCCCCCAGAUAAUAAAUUCCUACCCACAGUCCUAUCAGUUACUCUGCAAUGUCAGCAGCCCAUCGCUGUCCGAGGAAGAAGACUUUCGUGAAAUACCCAGUCUAGAGGUGUCAGAUAGUGACACUGAUGAUUCUCAAGCAUGCUAUGAACACGUUGAAAAUGUUGAUUGUGUUCGUAAGAAGGUUCGAUUAUACAAAUUUCUUCUGGAACUCCUGCAGAAUGGAGACAUGAGAGAUUGCAUCUGGUGGUUGGACCGUGAGAGGGGGACCUUCCAAUUUUCAUCCAAGCACAAAGAAGUGCUUGCUCAUCGAUGGGGUCAACAAAAAGGAAACCGCAAAAAAAUGACUUAUCAGAAAAUGGCCCGUGCUCUGAGGAACUAUGGCAAGACUGGAGAGAUCAGGAAAGUCAAGAAGAAGUUGACAUAUCAGUUUGACAGUGUGUUGCUCGGUGAGAGGAAGACAGAGGCCACCAUGCAUCCACACUUGUAA